Molecule: messenger RNA, 6648 nt
Organism: Bombus huntii
Lineage: Eukaryota; Metazoa; Arthropoda; Insecta; Hymenoptera; Apidae
Product: cholesterol transporter ABCA5-like
Exons: 26
Coding region: 762-5918 (1718 amino acids)
Biological process (GO): lipid transport; transmembrane transport
Cellular component (GO): membrane; intracellular membrane-bounded organelle
Molecular function (GO): ABC-type transporter activity; lipid carrier activity; ATP binding
Source: RefSeq, a predicted model, not a curated record
GUCGGUCGACGGAUGUUCACUUAGGGUGUGUUUGCUCGUGACUUUCUUUCAUUUAUUCGUACUCGCAGCUGUUUAAAUCGCGAUAUCGUUCGUUUGCCUUUGUAUCGGUCAGAACGGUCGCCUUUUCAGUGUUUUAGCGAAGUUCGUAGCAGUAAUACAACGAUAGCAAGACAAAGACUGGUUAUGCCGGUCGAAGAGUUUUUGUGACUCGUACCGUGAAGAUCUUCGUACGAGGAUUGCUAGUUUAAUACGAGACAGUGAUAAGAUGAAAGGCAAACCCCUUGGUUCCAAUCGAACAUAGCCCACAUGGAUGGAGCAAACCGGAAGGACUAAGAGUCCAUCCCGAAACACGUCGACCCCUUGGCCUCCGACUCGCUUCCUCAUCGAAUUGUGUUCGUCGCCUGAGGAUUGGAUUGAUUUUAUCGUAGCCAAACCGAAGAGAAAAUCACGGAUAAUCGGUGACGGGGACGAGGAUGGCCAGGAGCAGCGGCAUUACAAACGUAUACCGGCGAUGCACCGAUUGCACCGUCGUCGUUCAUCGCGAUGCCGCUGUCGCAGCUUGUAGUACGUCCGCUCACGAGUCACGAUCGAUCGGAAUCGGGUACGGUAGAAACGGCCACGACACUGCUACCUCUGACUACAUCGACUAUUCUGCUAAUUUCGAUCAGGGAGAGGGUACGGCCGAUUAGAGUCGCCCUUUUCGAUACAACUGUCCAGCAGCACGUGAUUCACAAAUCAGAAAGACAAGUACAUCUCGCAGAAUGGACAUGUGCGGGGUCUACUUGUCUCAGCUGCGAGCGAUGCUCGUGAGGAAUAUCCUGUUGAAGAAACGCGAGAAGCGGAAGACUACGGCGGAGAUUUUCCUCCCCCUUUGCACCCUAGGUGUAUUGAUAGUGGUAAAAGUUUUACCACCAAAUCCAAACUAUCCCGCAAUGACGACGCAGAGGCAGGAGGGUGGUAUAUUCGAGACGUUCAAUGGCUACAGGAACAACACAAUAGCCGUUGUUCCAAACUCAACAGAAACUUUGACUUUUUUAAAUUCGAUGAAUGCCCUGUGGGCAUCAAUGUGGGAUUAUCCUGGCAAACUUCCCUUAAAUUUCAUGGUGUUCGAUACAAAGGAUGAUCUGCAAGCAGCGUAUUGGAGAGACCCAUAUAGCGUACCUUUAGCAGUAAUCUUCGAGGAUUCUCAACCCAUAUCUCAGCGUCUCUCAUACGAGAUAAGAACUAAUCCAUCAUAUACGAAUCCACCUUCGCCAACUGAAUUGUAUUCCGCGCCAGUUACUUGCCGAAAGGAUACGAGCCAUUGGCUGGGAGGUGUAUUGUCGAUGGAGACUGGUGGAUCAUGUCCUGCGAAUAACUAUUUGCACUCAGGUUUCCUAGCAUUACAAAUGAUAAUGGAUAUCACAAAGAUAAGACUAGACACAGGGAAUACAGAUGUAACUGUACCGGAUGUUAAGCUAGAAAUGUUCCCUAAAGAAGCUUUCACCGCAAACUGGAUGCUGGCCUUGAGAGUUGUUAUACCUCUUUUUAUGGUCCUCUCUCUUUCACAAUUCGUCACUUAUCUUCUGAUCCUAAUAGUCGGCGAAAAGGAGAAAAAGAUCAAGGAAGGAAUGAAGAUAAUGGGCCUAAAGGAUUCGAUUUUCUGGUUAUCAUGGUUCAUUAUCUACAGCGUUUUUGUCUUAUUACUCUCUGCCGUCGCAGUAAUACUACUUUUUACACUACAAAUGUUUCAACACACACACUUUUUACCGAUAUUCCUUUUAGUAGUGCUCUACAGUUUUUCCAUAAUCAUGUUCGCUUUUAUGAUAACACCUUUCUUCGACACGUCACGAACUGCCGGUGUACUAGGCAAUUUUGCAGUCACGAUAAUGAGCUUAAUGUAUUUUAUCCAAGUCUUUGUGAAUGACUCUAGUUCAGUUCCGUUUUGGUUAGUCUCUCUUCUUAGUCCAACAGGCGUUGCUUUGGCUAUGGAUAAGGCUCUUGUAUUAGAUCUACAAGGAGAAGGAGUUAACUUUGACAAUCUUUGGUCAGGUCCUGGUAUACCAUUUGGAGGAAGUCUUAUUAUGAUGACUUUAGACAUAAUUCUCUAUGCUUGCUUAGCUUAUUAUUUUGACUGCGUCAUUCCAAGUGAAUACGGGACAAAGAGAACUCCUUGGUUUUGCUUCACGCCUGAGUUUUGGUGUCAAAGAAAAGCUCCACGGUCGUAUUUGCAGGUACCAUCAUCGAAUGGUGAAUCAAAUUCUUUUAUUCCUGGUGAAGAGACUAAUCGUGACGUUGAACCUGUGGUGCGCGAGAUGAAGGGUCGUGAAGCUAUUAGAAUAGUCGAUCUUUACAAGUCCUACCAAAAAUGUCGUAAGCCAGAAAUUAAAGCCGUAAAUGGCAUCAAUUUAACGAUUUACGAGGGACAAAUCACAGCGAUACUUGGACACAACGGAGCUGGAAAAACAAGUCUCUUCAAUAUUUUAACUGGCCUGACCGCACCUACUGCUGGCACUGCCUUGAUAUUUGGUUAUGACGUUCGAGAUUCCAAUGAUAUGCAGAUGAUUAGAAGCAUGACUGGCGUUUGUCCACAACAUGAUAUCCUUUUUGAUCUUCUCACACCUCGCGAACACCUAGAAUUUUUCGCUGCUGUACGUGGUAUCCCAAAAUCGAUGAUUGAACAUGAGGUGAAAAAAACUUUAAAAGACAUCGAUUUAACUGAAAAAGCAAAUACUUUUGCGAAAUACUUGAGUGGAGGACAAAAAAGGAAAUUGUCUGUAGGUAUCGCCAUUAUCGGUGAUCCGAAGAUUAUUAUCCUGGAUGAACCUACAGCUGGGGUUGAUCCCUACUCCAGAAGACAGAUGUGGUCUUUCUUACAAUCUAGACGUCAUGGAAAAGUGAUUCUAUUGACUACUCAUUUUAUGGAUGAGGCGGAUAUAUUAGCAGAUAGGAAAGCAGUUAUUAGUAAAGGAAAGCUGAGAUGCUGUGGCAGUUCUUUGUUCUUAAAAAAUAAAUUUGGUAUUGGAUAUCACUUAACGUUAGUACUUGAAGGAAAUGCAAGAGAACACGCCAUUACCAGAUUAGUAACGUGUCAUGUCUCAAAAGCGGAAAAAGCAAGACGUCAUGGGCGUGAACUGAGCUUUAUUUUACCUCAUAAUUCAGUAGAAAACUUCGCACCACUUUUCUCAGCUAUAGAACACGAAAUUAAAACCCGAUCGAGUAGAUUAGGUAUUAGCAGCUAUGGAGUAUCAAUGACUACUUUAGAAGAAGUAUUUCUGCAUUUAGAAAAGGAUGAAGGCCCUGAAUACACAAUGGAUAAUUUAUCAAAAAAGAUGGUGCGCAAUCGUGCAUUAAGCAGAUCUUUAUCGUUGCAAUCUAAGAGUACUUCUUAUCAGAGUUUGCAGAAUGAAGGUGUCACUGUUCAGAAUGAUGGUCAAGCAAAAGAGGCAGGAGAUUUGCCGGAUGGCGUCCAUAGUGAUAGAAAUCCUCCUGUUCUUGGCCUUGGACUAGACCCCAUAAAAGUUCGGCCUAAUUUCCUCCAAACCUUGUACGCUAUGCUUCGCCUAAGGAUACUUAGACUCAUCAGGAACAUUCAGUUAUUGUACUUCACUAUCUUCGCGCCUCUUCUUCUAGUAGUCGUUGGCCUCCAUUUAAAUAGCAUUGAAACAGUUGAAAUCAAAAUGCAAUCUCUUACAUUGAAUACUGAUACUUAUGGAAAUGAGACUAAACUUUUGUACGCGAAUAAUACCGACCAUGAUAUCACAAAUUUAAUCGAUGGAAUAAAUCAAGAUGUGAAGUACAUUGAAGAGUAUUACGGGAAUUUUGCAAAUUUGUUAAAAAUCGCACCGCAUAUGUCUGCUUUCAAUAUCAAUGAAUAUAGUCUGUCCAGGAUCAAUUUGACUGUCGCAUAUAAUGAUACCAUGCAACAUUCCCUACCAAUUUUAAUAAACUUGUUAUCAAACACUUAUUACAGAUUACUCUCAAAUGAAAACAAUUUAAAACCGAUUGAAGUUAAGACACAUCCUUUCCAACAAACUUCUCAGCCACAGGGAUUCAAUAUUGGCACAGCGAGUACCGCACUGUUUAUUGGAAUGAAUUUUGUAUUGUUGCCAAUAACUUUAGUUGUGGACGUGGUCUAUGAUCGUGAAAUAAAAGCGAAGAAUCAGCUUCGUGUGAAUGGUCUGUCAUUUUCGAUGUACUUUCUGACGUACUUUAUUGUACUUGUCGGCCUGAUGUUUUUCAUCUGUUUAUGUAUUCUUGGCAUCAUAUUUCUCUUUGACGUGCCUUCGCUUCAAGAAGUACCAGCGCUCAUCACCCUAGCCGGUCUUUUCAUGCUUUAUUGCCCAUCAUCCAUUCUAUUCUCUACGUGUUUGAGUUACAUUUUUGACAAGAUGGAUUCCGCUCAAAGCAUUUUGCCCAAUAUUGCAACUUUCAUUGGACUUAUACCGUUUAUACUAGUCACGAUUCUUGACAUGCUGGGUCUUAGUGGAACAGCAGCGUUUGUUUUACACGUAAUUUUUUCUCUACUGAACACAUUGUACGUACCAUAUGCUGCAGUGUAUUAUGUAGAAAGAGUACAUCUAAUGUGCUCUAUCAAUGCUGCUUGCCAUCAUCUGACUAUGUCUGAUUAUUUAACCACGGAGAUCAUUCUAAUGGCCUUUGGCGUGCUUCUGCAUUGUCCGGUGUGGUUCUUCGUGCUUUUACUGUUGGACAUUAAAAAGAGUGGUGGCAAUGUUAGUGAUGUAUUAAAGUAUUUCCUGCGUAAUGGCGGUUCAAUUGGUGAAGAAAUAAUGGAGAACUCUGAUAUUGGAGAACAUGAAGAUGCAGACGUUAAAGCAGAAAAACAAAAAGUUUUUAAUCUCAUUACUUCAUCUGCCGUUCAAGAACCACCUGUAGUUCUAGUACAGAACUUGAGAAAGGAGUACCGACAGCAGGAUACAGGUUCAUGUAGUUGCUGUUCAAAACAAGAUGAAGAAGCUAGCCAAAUACAACGAAAAGUUGCUGUAAGGAAUCUUUCGUUAGCGGUUGAGCCAGGAGAAGUGUUCGGUUUGCUGGGCCACAAUGGUGCUGGAAAAACGACGACAAUGAAGAUUAUCAUAGCUGAAGAAGCGGCCACUCGAGGCAGAGUACAGAUCGGUGGUCAUAAUAUUAAUUCAAGUAUGACAGAAGCUUUCAAACAAAUGGGAUACUGUCCCCAACAUGAUGCUCAAUGGAAGAAUAUUACCGUUAGGGAACAUUUAGAAUCUUACGCCGCGAUUCGUGGUGUACCAUGGAGUGAUAUUGGCAGAAUCGUAGAUUUAUACCUCACCGGUUUGCAAAUUCAUGAGCACGCCGAUAAACAAGCUCAUGAGUGUUCGGGUGGAACUAGAAGGAAACUUAGUUUUGCCAUGGCAAUGAUCGGAGGUCCAAAAGUUGUUCUAAUGGACGAACCUAGUGCAGGAAUGGAUCCUAGGUCAAAGAGGUUUUUAUGGGAUACAAUCCUUGCUAGUUUCCAGGGUGGUAGAGGAGCAAUUCUUACCACUCAUUCAAUGGAGGAAGCUGAUGCUCUUUGUUCUAGAGUGGGUAUAAUGGUAAAAGGAGAGUUAAGAUGUAUUGGUUCUACUCAACAUCUGAAGAAUUUAUAUGGUGCAGGCUAUACCCUCGAAAUGAAACUUUUAGGCGGUGAUUGUACACCAACGACACCGUCCGGUGAUAGGAUUACGAUUCUGAAAGAAUUUGUUUCCAGUCUUUUUCCAGAUGCAACUCUCGAAGAAAGCUUUGCCGACAGAUUAGUUUUUGCUGUUCCCCAACAUGCAGUUACCUCGCUGGCCGAGUGUUUUACGCAGUUGGAGAAAGCCAAGCUCGAGCUGGAUAUCGAAGAGUAUAGCUUCAGCCAAACCACUUUGGAGCAAGUUUUCCUUAAAUUUUCCCACUAUGACGAAUCUAACUCGGGAGAAUGAUGACUCAUACAAAUGAGUGUAUUUAUUCCCAUGUGUUGUAUAGUGAAAUACUCAUGGAACUGCUCAAGUUGUGCAAAAAGUGUAAAAAAUGUUAUUCUUAUUGGAAGAAGUGAUUUGUUCUUUAGUGUUCCCACAUACUAUUGAAAAUCACAAUGACAGAGACAAUUUCUGCAUUCUAAAAUAUCAAGAGUAUUCUAAUAAUUACAUAAAAGGACCUUAUAUUAUCUUUGGAUGUGCUGACUUUGAAGAUUACCAUAUAAACCAUAUUUUGAUCUUCAACGAUUCUGUGAAUGAAAGAAAACGUAUUUUUACGGUAUACAUCGAUCGACCUAAUUGCUAAAAAAAAGAAUUACAUAUUUUUUUUGUGCCGAUGUAUCGUAUUGUUACGUUCGUCAGAAUUAAACAGUGACUUCCUGGAGGUAAUGUCGUGAGAUAAAUGGACAUAUGUGUAAAAUUCAUUGAGCUGUAAAUAGUGGGAAACUGUGGACGAUUUAUUCGGUUGUCAGCAAAAAAACAGUACUAAUACUAUUUAAACAGUAAUAUUCAUAAUUUUGAAAUUAUAUUGUAAUAUAGUCUAUUAUUCAAUUCCUACGAAUAUUAUGAAUAGGUCUCACAAUUAAUAUUGCUGUGGAAUUGGAACGUUAUUAUCAUCAUUAUAAAUAUAAUAUUAAAUAUUGACAGGGAAGAGAACAAGGAUCCAAGGAUCAAUAUUAAAUUCUUUUUAAAUGGA